This is a messenger RNA of Oncorhynchus gorbuscha (pink salmon), 7128 nucleotides long. Its product is annotated as katanin-interacting protein. The transcript is spliced from 28 exons. The record is from RefSeq and is a predicted model, not a curated record. Bases 229 to 5217 code for a protein of 1662 amino acids. NCBI's taxonomy places the organism in Eukaryota, Metazoa, Chordata, Actinopteri, Salmoniformes, Salmonidae.
ACAGGGGCUUUCGCUAUUGGUGGAUGUUUCUCCUGGUAACCAGCAUCCACUGUUAUCAACAACACUGGACACAUGAGAAUCGGAAACUUCAUCUGAUAUCGAGAAACGGCAUUAAAAUACCCGUGUAAAUAUUUCUGGAUUAGUUGAAUUUAGAAAAUCAUCGUGGGUUGACAUCCUCUCAAAAUGUGGAAUUAGGGCUAUGUGAAAACCAGUGUCUGUGAUCCCACAAUGGAUAAAGUGGAGAACCAGAGGUGUCAGGGAGGCUUGGCUGCUGAAGAGAUACUGGAUGAAUAUUUAAUCGCCCUUCAGCACAAAAACAGGAUCUUAAAGAGACUGAAAACUAAAGAGCCCAAGGAGAUCGAGCUAGAGCGUCUGGAGCAGGGCUUCUCCAUCUAUCUGAACGGCGCUAAUGCUAGCAAGCAGACCAAGAGACCCUGCCAGAAGUCCGUCACCUCGCCACCGCCGGCUCUGAGAGCUACACACACGGCUGAUGCCUCCAGAAGGGGUUUGCAGCUUGCAGAGGAGGAGACCUACAAUCUGGAGGUGAACAGCAGCAAGAGGAGCCACACCGCCCCGGGAGAAGUGCAGAGGAGAGAAUGGGUUCAGAAGUCGGUCAAUAUUCGAACAGAACAAGGACCCUGUUUGCGGAUCUCUCCAGAGAGACGUUACUCUGAAGACUUUGAACCCUACGACAGUAUAGAGAUGGAGCGGUCGAGUCCCCGUUCUCCUCGUAGCCCCCCGCGAGACUCCUGUAAUGUGUCACGUUCGUUUGGCUCGAGGGCUGAUGGCCGAGGAGGUAGCCAGGCGGAGCCUGAAUAUCAAAGCGAAAGGGUCCUACUCAACAUCGACGAGGUCAAGGUGCUUCGACGGAGCCUGGAGGUGAGCGUGCUGAGGAGCAGCAGAGGGUCGGCGGGGGAGGAGUCGGACGAGGAGUGGGUGGAGGAGCAGAUUGAGAGGGAGGAGAGCACGGAGAGCCUGGAGGAGCUAGGCCUGCCUCCCUCCUCCUCCAACAAAACAGCUGCUGACACGGGUCAUUCGCGAGUAACUGGGCCCAAAGGCUGCCUUCGCGACCCUGCAGAGCUCAUGGUGUUGGACUUUGGGCCAUCUCAUAAAGGCCGUAAGAUCGAGCGUUCGCUGUCGGCCAAGAGGAAAGACAACAUGGAAACCUACGUCCCCACCAAGCCUCUGCCGGUGAAGAGCAGAACUCUGGACAGGCCCUCUUCAAAGGAGUGCAGGGAUGGCAGAGAUCCUCAACGGCCGAGGAGUCGCGUAGAGCGCCCCCUGUCUGCAGCGAGGAAGGCCUCCCAAGAGGAGCGCGACUCGGAGGAGACGGCGUGCAGGGUGCUCCAGGCCCUGCAGAUCGAGAACAGCCCACUGCAGAGCCCCGAGCCCAGGGCCUUUAGCCGCACCCCGGUGAGAGGACACCAGAUGACGAACGGCUCGCUGCGUGACGACGAUGACGACAAAGAUGAAAGUGGGGUGACCAGAGCCAUGCAGAGAAUUACCCUCAUGGGUCCCAGGCAACAGCAGAGACUACUGAAGGCGUUGGAGAAACUGGAGGCAGGCACAAACUUUGACUGCCCUCAGACAGUGAAGACCGACAAUAGCAAACCACCGAGGAGGCGCGUCUCGGCCGAGGCACCGCCCACCGUAUACGUCACCAUGGAGAUCCUGAGUAACUGGGGGAACAGGGGCCAGGUGGGGCUGACGGAGAUGCAGUUCUUCGGCCCAGGGAACAGGAAGCUGUAUGUGUCGCCACACGACCUGGACAUCCGGAACGCCGACUACCCUGGGAACCUUGGAGCGCUGGUCAACGGGAAACCUAAGACCACGAAGGAGCGUCAUAUGUGGACCUGUCCUUUCCAUCCUCCGGUCCAGCUCUACUUCAUCAUCAGGAACACGGAGCGCUCUCCGGACUUUCAGAUAUCCCGGAUCAAGAUCUGGAACUACAACAAGAGCAUCAAUGACCUGGACAUUGGCGCCCGGCAUGUGAAUAUUUACCUCAACAGCACGCUGGUGUUCGAAGGCGAGCUGGACAAGGGCUGUGGCAACCAGGUUUUCGACUACAGCACCAGCAUUGCCCUCCAGGCACUCCAAGUUCCAGAAUCUUUCUCUCCCAGCCCCAUGGCAUCCGGACACGGUCUCUGUGGCGCCAGCCCACAGCACCAUUGUGACAGGAGCGUGGAGGGGAACAACGGAGGGCACCAUCGUGACCCCAACCACGGACUCUCUCUCGCUGAGGGGCUAGCCCAGGUCAGAAUAGACUUGCAGGAUAAAACGCACAACCCCGUCGCCCCCGCGCCUACACACCGUCCCCUACAGAAGAACUCCUUUGACGUGGACCCGCUGGAACUGGACCUCCCCCACCCCCCUCUGAAACAGCAGCUGGAGCAGUCAGGUCAACCCACAGAGAGCACAGUCACCACCCAGCCUUCCUCUUCCAGGACUCCCCAGUGGCUACAGCCCCUGGCCCGGAGCGCCCCCGAGGGCUGCGAGGCUGGGAGGGAGAGGCCCCUCUGGCUAGUUCCCCAGCAAUCUGUGGAGUCCAAACCUCCCCUCCCCCAAUCCUCCUCCACCUCGGUGCUCCCGGAGCUGGGCUGUAACCCGGGGAGGGUGUGUCAGGGGUUGGAGAGGACGGUGAACGGGGGCCAGGGGAGUGCAGACUCUCUGGACCUGGGAGGUGACCUGCUGGAGGAGCUGAGUGACCAGCAGCGCCAGGACCAGCCUGUUAGUGGACGUAGGAGCGCAGCCAGGCACAAUAACACUAAUAGUACCAGCAGCAAACCAGCAGUGGAGCACCAGCAUGGAGCCAUUGGACUGUCCAUAGAGGAGCCAGGUUCAGUAUCGGGCAGCAGCAACCGGAGGCAGCAGCGUACCCCCCGGGCCCAUCUCCGCAGCCAGCAGGACCAUGACGACACCCUCAUGGAGUCCUGGGACUCCCUCACCAAGUUCAACCAGUGCCAGCGUGGUCGCAUCUCCAACAUGAGCUUCGAGGGCGACAUCUUUGACGAGUUCCUCCAGCGUUCCUCCAGAGCCGCCACUAUUGCUAUAAUCCCCUCCUCCGGCCCAGGAGCCUCCUCCUGCAGCCCCGUCCCCCACUCCUCCCACCUCUCCUUCCCCGCCCCUCAAGGGGGCCUCUGCGAUGACCCAGAGGAUGACCUUUCUGCAGAGCCGGAACGCGAGGAGGAGUUUGAAAUUCCGGUCCUCCCACGUGGUCAACGUCUGGUCAUUAACAUCUUGUCCACGUGGGGCGAUCGCCACUAUGUGGGCCUCAACGGUCUCGAAGUCUUCAGCUCCAGCGGUCAGCCCCUCCUUCCCACCCGCAUCCGCGCCGACCCGCCUGAUAUUAACGUGCUGCCUGCCUACGGAAAGGACCCGCGUGUGGUAACCAACCUGAUCGAUGGCGUCAACCUCACACAGGACGACAUGCACCUGUGGUUGGCACCUUUCACCCAGGGGAGGAGUCACGUGAUCUACUUGGACUUCGCCGGGCCGUGUCAGGUGGCCAUGAUAAGAGUGUGGAACUACAACAAGUCCAGGAUCCACUCGUUCAGGGGAGUGAAGGAAGCUGAAAUGCUGCUGGACGGGAGGUGCAUCUUCAGGGGAGAGAUCGCCAAAGCAUCAGGGACUCUGUCUGGAGGUCUGGACCAGUUCGGGGACACCAUCUUGUUCACCACGGACGAUGAGAUCCUGGAGGCCAUGUCGAGAUACGACGAGACGUUCUGCGGGGAGGCAAAGGGCUCCGAGGGUCUGGUUGGAUACGAGGAGGAGCUGCAGAGGCCCCGCACGGCCGACGGAGAGGGGGAGGAGAGACCUUUCACCCAGGCUGGCUUCAGACCCGAGGACGACCUCACUUUAAACCUCCAUCUGAACCCUACUGUUGGUCAGUCUGAGACCCUGGAGCAGAUCCCUGGAAUGUACAAUGGAAAGUGCCUUAGGAUAGAGUUGAGUAUGACAUGGGGGGACUCCCACUAUGUGGGCCUGACGGGGUUAGAGGUGGUGGGGAAGGAGGGGGACAGCCUGCCUCUGGACCUGACCAUGUUGGACGCCUCGCCACGGGACCUCAACGACCUGCCUGAGUACGGCCAGGACACACGCACCCUUGACAAACUCAUUGACGGCCACAACAUCACCACUGAAGACCAACACAUGUGGCUGAUCCCGUUCUUCUGUGGCCAGCACCACACCCUGACAGUCAACUUUGACCAGGCCCGUACGGUGGCUGGCCUCCGCAUCUGGAACUACAACAAGACCCCAGAGGACUCCUACAGAGGGGUGAAGGUGAUCCAUGUGUCUCUGGACAAUAGGCUCAUCUCUCCAGCAGAGGGCUUCCUCAUCAGGAAGGGACCAGGGAACUGUCACUUUGACUUUGCUCAGGAGAUCCUCUUCAUCGACUUCCUCCAGAACCCCACCACUGGCCUGGUCAACAGCAAGAUUACAGCAGAGGACUUGGCCUACACACUGAAAGCUGGUUCCAAAAGACAGGAGCAUGCCAGCAUGGACUACGAGGCCCCCAUCAUGCCUUGUGGAUUCAUCUUCCAGCUGCAGCUGCUGACCACCUGGGGUGACCCCUACUACAUCGGUAUGAACGGCCUGGAGUUCUAUGACCAGAACGACGAGAAGAUCCCCCUCAGUGACAACAACAUUGCUGCGUUCCCAGACAGUGUGAAUGUCCUGGACAGUGUGAACGGUGAUGUGAGGACUCCAGAUAAGCUGGUAGAUGGCACUCACGAUGGCAGACACAUGUGGCUAGCACCGGUGCUCCCCGGACUGGUGAAUCGCGUGUAUCUCAUAUUUGACCAGCCAGUGACCGUGUCCAUGAUCAAACUGUGGAACUACUCCAAGACACCACAGAGGGGGGUAAAGGAGUUUGGGCUGUUAGUCGAUGACCUCUUGGUUUAUAACGGCGUCUUGGACAGCGUGAGCCAGGCGGCGCGGGGCAUCCUGCCCACCUGUGACCCGGUGUUGCCCUACCACACUAUCCUCUUCACCGACAAUGCCCGCAUCGCCCACCGUGAAAGGAACACUGUAAUCAGCCCCCGCAGUAGUAGCAGACAUCACGAUCUGAAACACAACUAUGUGGAGGACCAAGAUGUGAAGAUGACCAAUGAGAAUCAGAUAGUCCAUCACAACAAGAAGAAACAAACCGCUGAUCCAGCGCUUCGGCCUAAAACCUGCAUGACAGACACUGGAAAGCUGGGGAAAAGGAGGUACUGACAGACGGACUGACAGGCAGACGAUCAGAAAGAGAGAUGGUGGUUGGUGUCUCACUGGUUAAUUGUAGGGAACAGUAAUGAAGGGAUGAGGGUUUACUGACUAUCUGCACUAUCCCCCUCUGGGGACUUUUAACACAAGCCUUGACCAGCCGAAAAGAAAACAACUCCCAUUGUCUUCCAUCAGUCAUUGAACUAUUGUGUUGUCUAGUGACAGCUCUUGUGUGUGAGGUGGGUCUACUUUUGAAGAGGCUUGUACAGAACACAUUGGGUUUGUAUCCAUCCGCCCACAGGAAACGGCCUUCCACUUUCUGGUUGGAUUGGUUCUCUUGUCACUCCGAUCUCUCUAGACUCCUACAGAUGCAUAGUACAUGUGUAGUGCUAACGUUAUAUCCGAUUAGUAGUCCCUGUAUAGUAGUACUACAUCGCAUAAUAACUGUAGUACUACACCAUAUGUAUAGUACGUGUGUAGCACUACAUCAGUACUGCAUCACAUACGUAGGACCUUUUUGUAGUAACUCCAGUUGUGAUUGUCCUUUUCACAGUGUCAGAGUGAACCUAUAUUAGGCUGCUAUGUCGGCCAUCUUUGUGCCUGGUGAUGUUACUACUCCUGUCUGUCGCUGCCCCUCUUGAUGUUGUGCUGCGUUCUCCUGCCGCUCGUGGUGCAGAGCUACUCAAAGAUGAACUCCGUGACAACAUGUACGCUCUUAAUAGAUGGGAUCCGGAUCCUACGUUUUACGAAUGAGUUGUGUUGAUGAAAAGCCUAGUUUUAAUAGCCCCUCGCCUAGCGGCAUAACACAUGACAAUUGAGUAAAGCUACUGCAAUGUGCACCAACCCCGUCUGAAUGCUAUGCAGUAAACCAGUUCAUAUAUUCUCUCGUCUAAUAUCUCAGUCAAAUUAUUUUUCUAGGUGUCUGUGGUGUCGGAUGGAGGUUUAACCUUUGAAAGAUUUACAACGCAGGGUGGAUAAUUUGACUGACUGUCUGUUUCAUAAAGUAGAAUCAGGCAUCGGUACUGAGUAUUGGGUCACAUUGAAGCAAUCGGUCGGAUACAGUUUUAAGGCAUCCUAGGCCGCUGCAUUUGCUUAACACAAAAACAGUCCACUUGCUUAGAUAUGCAUUUUGCAAUCUCAAAUAUAUUCAUAUUUUUGAUUAAGUAAUAUAUCGGUGAAACUAUAGACGUUCAACACUAUGUAUUACUAAAACAUGUUUGCAAACUAAGUGACCUUUUAUUGAAGUUGUUUGAUAUGAAAACAGUUAGAGACCCACUUGUAGCGAUAGUUGUAGGCUAAAAUAUUGUUAUUUCCAUAAGUUUAGAUAUAUUAUCAAGAUAUAGAUUGUUGUGUAAACAACAUUUUGGCCUUUAGUUGAAAAACACCUAAGAAUAUGUAACCAUAUGUAACCAGAAAUAUUUAAUAUGCAAACACUGAAAACAUACCUCAAAUAGGUCAAAUGUGAUCUUUACAAAGGGAUGGAUCUUUGCAGAAAUCUUGUUUUAUCUUGAAUGUUUGAGUAUAAUCUAUAGUUGGCGUGGUAUACCUUAUACCCAGUAGUAUUUUGUUGCAUGGACAAGUUACCACAGUUGUAGCUUCGGUUACAAAUGUAAAGGUAGACCCUUGUAUUUUUUAAAUAAUUUGCUGCUUCAUUGAGCCACAAUAUAGCCUAUUUCUUACUAAAUACUCUUGUAUAUGAUAGAGGAGUUACAUGUUUUUUAAAAUGCAGUAUUCUGUAUUUGAUUUAAAAUGUCAGUCUGUGGGUAUAGGCUUCACACUGCACCUCCGUCAUGCUUUGAGUGACGGUGUUAUUACUGUUAAGUGUGACAUUCCCGCGUUGAAAUAUUUUUAUUAUUUUUAAAAAAUCUUGUUCAAAUAAGUGUAUUUUAUUUGAAUAAAUAAAAUGAAAUCCUUUUAAAACAA